AUGAAGAGUUCAGUGUUCACCUGCUGGCUCCUCUUUCUGCUGUUCAGCCCAGCUGUGCCCAUGUGUCUCCCCACUGAGUUCACCCUGCAUGUGGAGAGACCGGAGUGUGACUUCUGUGUGGCCAUCAACACCAGCAUCUGUAUGGGAUUUUGCCACUCGAAGGUUAGUCUAUUCUUUACGGUGAAAUAAUGCAGUAAAAAAUGACAGUGGAUGUUGAGAGGAUGAAUGAUUAAACUGUAUUUUUAUUUCUUUAUUUCACAACAUGAUACAGAGAAGUGUGUCUGACUUUUUGGGUUUUGUUCGCUCACAGGACAGCAUCGUCAGGGACAAAUACGGCCCUCCCUUCCUUCAGCAGAGCGGAUGCACAUAUGACAAAGUUGAAUACCGUACAGCAGUCCUGCCCGGCUGCCCCAUCGAGGCCAACCCUGUCUUCACCUACCCUGUGGCUCUCAGCUGUAAGUGUGACUCCUGCAGGACUGACACCGAUGAAUGUGCACACAGAGCCAGCGGGGUGGGAGCGAGGUGCACCAAACCGGUCCGACGUCUGUACCCAUACCCUGCACAGAGUAACUACAUGACCCCUUUCUGA
Molecule: messenger RNA, 589 nt
Organism: Xyrichtys novacula (pearly razorfish)
Lineage: Eukaryota; Metazoa; Chordata; Actinopteri; Labriformes; Labridae
Source: the annotation of a GenBank genome assembly